AUGGCGUGCGUGGAUAACAGGGUUGUGGGCACGGAGGAGGGUCGGGACGACAGGGGACACCAGCUGGCCAAGUACCUGUCUUGUUGCGCCGCCUCCCAGUGCGCCGAAACCCACAUUUGCUCCAGAAGAGUCGCCAAGGCUGGGGCGGCCCCGUGCAAGCACUGCGGGGGGGCUGGCGGGGGAUCGGAGUGGGCCAAGACAUUCGCCAUGGCUCUGUGCGACAUUUUCGACUGCCCCGCGGUGGUCCAGCGGGAGGCUCUGGACCUUGUCGUCUCCGCGGUGGCCUUCGUGCCGUCGCCCCCGUCCGGCAACGAUGAUAACGACAGCAACAACGAUAGCGACAGCAGCAGCAGCGGCUUCAAGGGCGGCGUCGGGGUCGACGACAAAGACGGAGGAAGCAGAAGAACAGCGGUGCUGAGGGGGCAGGCUGCUCCAGACAACGGCGGCGGCGAUCGGCGCGCCCAUGACGGCGAAGACGGAAGCUACGGCUCCUCCAGCGAGGGAGGGGCGAGCAGCGGCGGGCUCGGCAGCUCCUGGGGUAGCGUCUCGGAGCUGGCCCUGGCGUGCGUAGAGGAGGAGGAGGAGCGCGACGGUACCGCUAGCGGCGGCGGAGCCGCCGCCUACGGCGGGGCCGGGAGGGUGAGCGGCGGCGGCAGCCGGUGGGGGGAAGAGGAGGAGGAGGAGGAGGAGGACGACGACGAUGACGAGGUUGUGCGGAAGGGGAUUUGGUUCCCGCCGCCCUCUACGGCAGGGGCGAAGGACCCGCUCCUCACGACGAGCACCGCCGGCGACGGUCUGUCGGGAGGGAACGGAGGCGGUAGUGGUUGUUACUCGGCCGCUGCAGCGAGGAGGGGAGAGCCUCGCCCCCCCCCGAGGUCGUUGGCGGCUAGGUUUAGGAAGCGAUGGCAGCAGCAGCAGCAGCAGCAGAGCCCCGACGGUACCGGUGGUGUGGCGCCGUUCGCCACGCCUACGGCCGCCGCCGCCGCCGUCUCACGCCCGUCGACCACACCCGCUUCUCGAAGAAGAGGAAGAUGCGAGGAAGGAGGAGGAGGAGGAGGAAGAGGAAGAGGAGGAGUAGGAGGAGCAGGAGGAGGAGAGGGAGGGGACCACUCCUGUCCGGGCGGUAAUGGCGAGGAGCCGCUACCGCCGCCACCGCUCCGGGGAGGAGCCUGCGAAAGUAACCCCAGCAGCAGAGGCAGCAACAGCAGCACCGUCGGCGGCGGCGGCGGCUUGGCGAAGGGAGCUGAGAACGACCACCACCGGCAACGAGACGGCGGCAGCGGCAGCGGCGGUGGCGGCAGAAGCGGCGAGGCGGGGAGCGAGUUUGUUGUCCUGGUGAGCCGGGAGGCCACGGUGCGAGAGCUGGCGGCGAGCGUGGGAGGGUUUCCGGAGGACUGGCUGGGGGAGGCGUUCGGGAUGGUCGUGCGGCGGCAGGUGGAGGACGCGGUCUACGACGCGCGUGCACGGGCGGCGAUAAAGCGCGCCGUGAGGCUGCUGGGCGGGAGGGUGUCUUGGAAGCAGGUGGCUGUCACGGAGCAGGAGCUAGCGGCGCUGGCACAGGACGAUAACGACCGAAUUCAAGACGGAGACAAGAACAAGGAGGCGGCAGUGUCGGGGAGGUACUGGAAGGUCGGCCUGGCGGCAGCCGGGGGAGGGGUUUUGCUUUUCCUUAGCGGAGGCGUCGCCGCGCCGUCGGUUACCGCGUCUCUCUCCGCCGUGGGGUUUUGAUGAUUUGCGUUUGUGCGUGUCGUCGUUAAGAGUUAGCCUCACCGUUGGAGACCUUGAUGGGCACGGGGCUACGUGGUUCCAACAUUUUUUUUCAUCGUGGUUGGCCUCUUGGAAUCACGGCAAAGCACACAAGGAGGAAGCAUGCCACAAUCCCCCCCCCCCCCCCUCCCACCCCCGCCGCGUCAGGUUUGCAGCGGUAAAUUCGGUGUCGUACGUCGCCCCGUCCCUUGGCGCUUGGCUGGGUUACACGUCCACCGCUGCCGCCGCCUCGGGGGCGGGCACCGUCGGCGCGUUUAGUGCCGUUUCGGGGGCGGCGGGGGCGGGCAUGGCCGGUUACAAGAUGACGAGGAGGACGGCAGGGGUUCAGGAGUUCCACUUCCUACCUCUGCAUACCGAGUGGCCGCUAGACUCUCCCGAAUCCAUGUUCGAGGGGGCGUCUGAACCCGGCCUACCGGUGUUCAUCUGCGUGUCCGGGUGGCACGAGCCUGGCCACGAUCCACGGCACAUCUGGGGAGGCAUUAGAUACGCCAACGUCGCCUCCACGCCUGAAACCCCGGGGACGGCGGCCGAAAAUCCCCCCGCUUGCCCUGCCCCGCCGCCGGGCUCCACAGCAGCGGGAGACUCGGGGGCACCGCGGGGCAGAGCGAGGGGGGAGACGCGGAGGGGAAGGUUCGGAGGCACCCCCUUCUUCCCGCCAGCCGCCGCUCCUUCUGUGCCUGAAUUUCAAGGCUCGGGGUGCAGAACAGCGGCAGCGACAACGACGGCAGCAGUGGGAGAGGCGCCGGCUGCGUCAGGUGCCAGCGGCGCGGUGUCUCGAUGGUUCUCGGCCGCUCGCGGGACUGUCAGCCUCGACCGCGGCGGCGGCGGCGGCAAUCAUAGCAGCAGCCGCAGCAGCAGCCGCAGCAGUACCAGCAGCAGCAGCAGUAGCGGCAGCGGCAGCAGCAGUGGUAUCAACAACCAUGGCGGAAAUGGUGUCGGUA
Messenger RNA from Ectocarpus siliculosus, 2708 nucleotides. NCBI's taxonomy places the organism in Eukaryota, Phaeophyceae, Ectocarpales, Ectocarpaceae. The record is from the annotation of a GenBank genome assembly.